Camellia sinensis is the source of this 375-nucleotide messenger RNA. RefSeq lists its product as uncharacterized. NCBI's taxonomy places the organism in Eukaryota, Viridiplantae, Streptophyta, Magnoliopsida, Ericales, Theaceae. The record is from RefSeq and is a predicted model, not a curated record.
UUAUGAAACAAGCUUUCAUAGAGAGUAUGGAAGAAAGGAAGAAGUUGACGAAUGAAAUAUGUCAGCAAUUUCGGGUUAUACGCAAUGGUCUUCACUCUAGAAAACAAGUAACAGGUGAUGAAUCCACUCAUGGAGUCUUGGUUGUCAAUCCUCAUCAGAACAGAGGAAGAGGAGGAGGAACUGGUCUUGGUCUGUCUCAGGUAUUACACCAGCAAUCCAAUCCAUCAAUUGUCUUCAGAGACCUAAGAGCUACAAUGGAAGCAUUUGAGGAACCUGCUGAUACAUAUGAUUUCUCAAAUAGAUGAUUAUUUGUUCUAGUAAACAUUGUGUCAGUGUGUGCAACCACAGCAUGCAUCUCUUUUCUUCUACAAAUUU